AUGGUGCUUCUAAAACGUUUACUAAUAAUAAUUCUGUGCCUUAAACUGUAUUCUACAAAUCCAGAGACAAUAAUCAAUGAAUUAACUUUAAAAUUAGACAUAAGGACACACAUUUAUUAUGGUUUUACCAAGGAGACCUUCGAGGAACUUAAUUUGAUGACAAAUCAGCCCAAGUUAUUAAUUUUGAACAACAUAAGUGAAGAGUUUAAAACAGAACACGAUGAACCAGUGCUAAUUAUAAUUAAUAUGGAAACAGAUUUGGAUUUUAAUUUGAUAACUGUCGAGGUGUUGAAAUCAUAUUUUAUAGAUAGACAAUAUAACGAUAUAUUGCUUAUUGAUAAAGAUGAAAAUGAAGAGAAAAGUUAUGCGGAAAUUAGCAAGGCCUAUUGGGAUGCUGGAUUUUCAUAUAUAUUAAUUUAUGCCUCGCAAGAAGAGCAACUUUGGUCGAUGAGACCUUAUCCCUACUUGGAAAUUAUACCAACUAAUCUACAAAAAUAUAUAAAAUCUAGAGAUAAUUGCAAUUUAAAAGGAUAUCCCCUGCGAGUGCUGGUGACCAAUGAUCCACCUCAUUGUUUUGUGGACGAGGAAGAGUCACCCAACUCCAAGGAUCGCUAUAAAGGCAGUAUUAUAGAAAUAUUUAAGCUGUUUGCUAAGCAUCUAAAUGCCACCUUUCAGGCGGUACCUUUUCCUGGUCUGAGGAGAUACUCCACCAAUGAGUGCCUCAAUCUGGUGCAGGACAAUGAGACGGAUGCCUGUGGCAGUAUCUUUAUAAGGACAUACAAGUAUCCAACCAGUCAGCCGGUUUGCCUGAAUCGCGUGGCCAUAAUGGCCCCCUUUGGGAAUCCCAUCGAAAAGUUCUACUAUUUCUUCAGGCCCUUUGACUCCUAUGUCUGGAUUGGGAUUAGUCUUAUGUUGGUCUACAUUUGCGUAAUGGGUUCCUUGCUCCAUCGCUGGCACUUUGGUCAAUGGGAUGUGGGUCAGUAUCUCCUGCUGGCAGUGCAGACUCUGCUGACCAGGGAACUCUCCCUACCGCAAUGCUCUGGUUUCUCCAAACUGAUGCUGCUGCUCCUGCUCUUUGCCAUCGGAUUUGUUCUUUCCAAUUUAUACGUGGCUUUGCUUUCCAUGAUGCUCACCACAAAGCUGUAUCAAAGACCCAUUGAGAACCUGGCUGACUUGAAGGCAUCCAAUGUGAACAUAUUGCUGCAACAGCACAACAUUCGACCCAAUUCCAUCUAUGGAAGUUCGGAGGAGCUCAGGGAAAGGUUUCUCCUGGUGGAGGAGGAUCUGCAUAAGGAACGUAGGGAUGGCCUGGAUCCUAACUAUGCCUAUGUGGACUCUGAGGAUCGCAUGGACUUCUAUCUGUAUCAGCAAAAGUUCCUGCGUAGGAGACGGAUGAAGAAGCUGACCAAUCCCGUGGGCUACACCUGGGCCGUCCAGGUGAUACGCCAGAACUGGGUGCUGGAGCGGCUCUACAAUGACCAUGUACAGCGACUUUUUGAGAGCGGAUUGCAGAACAAACUGGUGGAUGAUGUCCAUGAGUUGGCCGUGAAGGCGGGCUUCCUGCACUUUUUCCCCACACAAAGUCAGACCAUCGAACCUUUAAGGCUUGAGGAUAUUGUGAUGGCAGCCAUGGUCUUGGGCGGCGGCCACGCCCUUGCCGGGAUAUGUUUCCUCGCUGAGCUCACACACUCAAUCCAAUCUCAAUCAUUGUCCUUCCAAUCACGGGAAUGGCAAUAG
This is a messenger RNA of Drosophila serrata, 1737 nucleotides long. RefSeq names its product Ionotropic receptor 48c (gene Ir48c). The record is from RefSeq and is a predicted model, not a curated record. NCBI's taxonomy places the organism in Eukaryota, Metazoa, Arthropoda, Insecta, Diptera, Drosophilidae.